Molecule: messenger RNA, 1399 nt
Organism: Nycticebus coucang (slow loris)
Lineage: Eukaryota; Metazoa; Chordata; Mammalia; Primates; Lorisidae
Gene: LDOC1
Product: LDOC1 regulator of NFKB signaling
Exons: 1
Coding region: 85-525 (146 amino acids)
Source: RefSeq, a predicted model, not a curated record
CCAAACCGAGCCGAGCCGAGCCGAGCCGAGCCGAGCCGAGCCGAGCCGAGCCGAGCCGAGCCCUGCCUUUCCAAGCCUUUCGCCAUGGUGGACGAGCUGGUGCUGCUUUUGCACGCCCUCCUGAUGCGGCACCGCGCACUGAGCAUUGAGAACAGCCAACUCAUGGAACAGCUGCGGCUGCUGGUGUGCGAGAGGGCCAGCCUGCUACGCCAGGUACGUCCGCCAAGCUGCCCGGUGCCCUUCCCCGAAACGUUUAACGGCGAGAGCUCUCGGCUCCCUGAGUUUAUUGUGCAGACGGCAUCUUACAUGCUUGUGAACGAGAACCGAUUCUGCAACGACGCUAUGAAGGUGGCCUUCUUAAUUAGUCUCCUCACCGGGGAAGCUGAGGAGUGGGUGGUGCCCUACAUCGAGAUGGAUAGUCCCAUCCUAGGUGAUUACCGGGCCUUUCUCGACGAGAUGAAACAGUGUUUUGGCUGGGAUGAUGAUGAAGACGACGACGACGAUUACGAAGAGGAUGAUUACUAGGCUCAGGCCUCUCAGGUCGUGGGUGGAAAGGGAAGGCCCUGCACGUCGCCACCUUCCCUCGCCCCCACGCCUCUACUCCAAGAGCUGUUGCCCGCGUUCCCCCUUGUCCUCUGGUCCUACUCCCUACUCUUGCCUUUCUCUUCUCUUCUUUAUCCUCCUGUAGUGCUUGUCUUUGUUCCUGGAAUAGCGCUCCAGUUACCUGCCAUUGGAGCUGGGGCUGCUGGGUGCCGGGACCAGGACCAGGGCUGGGGCAGGGGCGUGGAACCACGCAAUUAUCCACUCUGGCCAUUCCCGGGACCCCUCCCCCGCUAAUCUGAUCAGCGUUCUGAGCCCCAGCUGUCGGCCAGGCCCUUUUUAAAAACUGGUCAGACCACCCGCAGCCCUGCUGCUGCCACUCGUCAGGCCUACAUCUGCCCAGAGACCUACGCUGCUGCUUCACUACACGCAUCACAUCCCACUGAUAGACCACCGCCUUUGACUGACCAACAUAGAAGGUGCCUGAGUUGGCUAAACCUCUUCGGACAUUGAUAUGGACAGCUCACCAACCUCUGAAGGGGCCAGUCUUUCAGCCCUAUUAGUUUUCUACCUACUCCCAGGGUCAUCCCCAGCCCUACCAGAUUGCUGCAGGGACCUGAUGUGCCUGGCAGCCAGAUUGUUGACAUUUCUUUUUACCUAUGCACAGGUUUUAUACAACUGUCGUUUUUCUUUAAAAAUUGCAGCAGUCCCACAGAUGUGUGCAUUUGGACAGACAAUACAAAAAAACAAACAAACAAACAAACAAACAAACAAACAGGCACUCAGUCCAGCUUCUCAAUACUACCUGGAAAAAGCACUGGCAUUCUUUUCAAUAAAUAUCAAGCACUACAAAAACAAA